Molecule: messenger RNA, 1710 nt
Organism: Gallus gallus (chicken)
Lineage: Eukaryota; Metazoa; Chordata; Aves; Galliformes; Phasianidae
Gene: CCDC27
Product: coiled-coil domain containing 27
Exons: 9
Coding region: 84-1571 (495 amino acids)
Source: RefSeq, a predicted model, not a curated record
GAAAAGGCAGAUAUUAGGGCAGGUGUUUCUGUAAUUACGCAAACCCGGCCGAAUAAUCGCGCAGCGCCAUCCCCGCGCGGCCCAUGGCGGCGCCCCCCCCCACGCAGAACGCGCCUCCCGGAAGUGACCUCCCGAUCCCGGAAGUGAUCGCUGCAGCUUCCGGAAGCGACCCGCCGUUGCCUAGCAACCCAGCGCCGCCGCCGGGCGCGGCCCCGAUGGGCUCCCGCGAGCAGUCCCGUGCCGACCGCCAGUCCCGUGCGCCGUGCGAGGCUCAGGGGCUGCGGUCGUCCUCCUGUUUGUCGCCGGGCUCGGAGCCGGCCGGCCCGCUGGACUUAGCGCCCGAACUGCGGCACGAUGAGCUGCGCAUCCCCGCCCCGCUGCGCGCCCGCUGUCCCGGUACCUGCGACAGGGCGACGUCGCCGUGCCCGCCCGCAGGAGACCUCCAGUCCGGCCACGGGCCUGCCGGGGAGCAGGACGGGAAGGAAGAGCCUCCGGGGCAGCAGCAACCCGCGGGGCACCCGAACGAAAGCCAUUCAGAUAACGUGCCGUGGUACGUCCGUACCAUCAAAGAAAAGGAAGAGUGUCUCUUAACGCUGGUAGAAGAGAUCGAUCGCCUGGCGAAGUACAAAGCAGAGUGUGUACAGAAGGAUGCUGUGAUUGCUAAUCUCCUGAGGGAAGUGGAAAGGCUGAAGAAACAGCUGGAGUGGCUCAAGGACAGCGCUGACACAGGGGCGGACACAAAAUCAAAACAAGGGAACUCAAGCGAAGAAGCCAAUGAAGCGAGCACCCUGGGAGCCAUUCUAGAGCAGGCAGAAGCAGAGAAGAUGGCCCUGAUGGCUCAGCUCACUGCAUUCCAGAAAGCCCACGAAGAACUCUUUGCAGAACUGCAAAAAGCAGAAGAUGACUACAACAUGGCCACAGGUACCAUGUUUUCCUUGCAAAGACAGCUGGAGAUCCAAGAAUCCCAGCUUCGGAGAACCAAAUCUGAAAAUGAAAGGCUCCAAAAGGAGAUCACAGGGCGAGAAAAUCAGCUACAAGCCAUGUCUGCCAAGUUUGGCAGUCUGAGAGAAGAACGGAAACAUGAAGAAAUGAUGGCAGCAAUGGAGAAGGAGAACUCCAGUCUUCGACAGGUUGUUAGAGAGCAAAAAUCCAAACUGGAUGAGCAGAUGGAGCUGAUCAGUGAUUUACAGGGUACAGCAUGGCAGCUACAGGCAGAGGCUCUGACCAAUCAGUUCCACAUGCAGAAGCAGCAAUGUGCUCAAGAGGAGAUGAAGAGCCAAGCUGAAGUGCUGCAGCACACAGAGCUACAAACCAGAGUGGCACUUGAGCGUAUCACCAGCAAGUUUGAAAGAUUUCGAAGCAAAAUAAUUCAGGCUACAUUCAGUACAGCAGGCAUCAAAGCUCCCCAGGCAGAACUCACUGAUGAGGAGGUGCUGGAAGCAAUGCAGAAAAUAAUUAACGAGCGGAUAGAGUUCUAUCAGAUGCUGAAACAAAAAGGUAUCAAGGUUCCAUCUCUCACCAACAUUGACACUUUUACUUCAUCAGCAAGCAGUGCAAAGGGAAGGAGGUGAGUCCUGCAGGGCAGCAUCUCCUGCAGAAGGCCUGAGCAGUCAACUCCCAACACAUCACCACUUCCCACCUCCCGUUCCUUUGUUUUCAGGUGAUGACUUAAUAACAAAUGAAACUUCAAUAAAGUUCUGCAGUAAUUCA